Messenger RNA from Xiphias gladius (swordfish), 3028 nucleotides. It is a transcript of the gene xkr5a, whose product is annotated as XK related 5a. The record is from RefSeq and is a predicted model, not a curated record. NCBI's taxonomy places the organism in Eukaryota, Metazoa, Chordata, Actinopteri, Istiophoriformes, Xiphiidae. The coding region runs from base 1 to 1941 and encodes 646 amino acids. Gene Ontology annotation, cellular component: plasma membrane. Gene Ontology annotation, biological process: engulfment of apoptotic cell; phosphatidylserine exposure on apoptotic cell surface; apoptotic process involved in development. The transcript is spliced from 7 exons.
AUGAACGCUGCCGCGGCGGUCGCCCGCAGGAUGCCGUCGGCGGCCCGGCGGAGCGGGUGCUGGAUAGCGCGGUGCCAGGCGGUCCUGCUCGGCGUGUCGGCGCUGGUUAUCGCGGCGGAGCGCAGCGCUCUGAUCUACUGCAUAGGGUUUUACCUUUGGAAUGAGGAGACGCAGUGGGCGGGCCUCACUCUGGGCCUCUUUCUACCGGGGACGGCAGUUCAACUGCUAAGUGUGAAAUGGUACUAUGAUGAUGGUGAUGACAGGCGGUGCUACCUCUCUGUCAUACACAUACUGCACUUGGGCAUCUUUAAAAGGUUAUGGGACUGUAUGAGGUCUGUCUUGCGCACGCAGGGCUCAGUGGCUGAGCUCGGGGCUGCUGUCAUGCAGCAGGCAGAUGUUGCUGCCCUUUGGCUGCUGGAGGCCCUUGUCCUCACACUGCCCCAGAGCCUGCUGCAGGCGUAUGUCGUGGUGUCCACAGAUGUGGGCAUAACGUCACCAGUGGCUUAUUGCUGUGGUCUGUGUGUGCUGUCUAUUUCCUGGGCCCUGGUGCUGUACAGCAGAGCCUGCUGUCUCAUCCGACCAGGCCACCUGGCCAUGCCUCCGGCAGCCCUGCUGUGCCAGCUGGUGUGGAGGGCAGGCAUGCUGGGUGCCAGGGUGACUUGCCUCAUGUUCUUCGCCCGGGUCUUUAACUGGUGGGUCUGUGGAGUAGCAGGUUUCCACUGGCUCACAGCCUCGUUCUGGCUGGUAUCGCAGCAACCAGACAUCUGCACUGGCCCAUGGUGUUGGCGUGCCUUUAAUGGCAUCAUGGGGCUCGUCCACGUCUUCCUCUUCCUCAACGUCAAAGACGGACCCUCGCGCUUCCGCAUGGCCAGCUUUUAUGCCUUCAUGCUCGUCGAGAACGCCACUCUGCUGCUGUCCGCCUCUGACUUCCUCAGUGAAGCAUCAUGGGAUAGCAUGACCCUUCCCACCAUUGUGCUGUGUAGCUUUCUCCUCGGUGCUACCUCUCUUGUCCUGUACUACCGGUUCCUCCAUCCCAAGUCAACAGAGAUCUGCCAGGGAACAGACCACAACCACAUGGGCAGCGCUUGUAUAGAACAGGGGGACUCCUCCAUCUCUCUCGGGGACAAAAGUUUGCCAGCUCCCUCCAUUCAAAACCACGGCAGCUUCUCUAUCUCAGGUGUGGCCGGUACUCUGCUGGAGCACCCAGGAACCUGUGGAGGCCGGCCCAACACCUCCUGCCCUUGCUACCACCACCACUGGCUCUUGAUCCGACUGGCCCUAAAAACCGGAGACCUGGGGAAGAUCAACCGAGCGUACGGGGCCGGCGGGGCGGCAGCCAUACUGGACAUGGAGGAGUACAACCAAGAGUUUAAGAGUAACGAGGGAAUCACUAUCACAGCAGGAGGCAGCUGCGAGGGCAUCUCCACCUCUGAGUCUCAGGGGAAAGGCCCGGCGCCGCUGUCGGACUGCAAAGAUGAGUUCCAGAGCGUGAGUGAACCCUCGUCGACCGAGCAAGCUGAAGCAGAAGAUGACAGUCUGGAGAUGGAGAGCCCGCUGGAGUCACCCACAUCAGAUUUUAAACGCAGCUCACCGGAGGGCAAGUCUGUGUUUGGAGACAGUCCGGAGCCAUAUUUCUGCCCGACAGAGUCUAGUUCAACCCUGUAUUUCAGCGCUGACCCUCAGUCUCCCAGCAGCACCAGUAACAUCCGUCUGGACAGGGACAUAGGGGGUCUGGAACACGGAGUUCGCCUCAACUCCAUCCCAAGUGAUCCGGCCCUUCACAGAGAUGUCCGUGGGCUCAUGGGCCGGUUCGGGCCGCGUUGCACUUCCACUCCUAAAUUGGACUCCGGAGUGCCGGACUCUGCCUCCGGUGUCCCUCAUCUCACAGGUCCAAGGAGGCAGCUCAUAAUGUCACGAAGAGAUGAGGAUGAUAACUUCUAGCUUUUCUCACGACAGAAUUAGGGAAAGAGUAACAGCACCGUUUUGGAAGGCUGCUUUUUCCAUCUUCCUAGUGUUGUAUGAUGAAAAGGCUGGCAGCAAUUUCACCUCUGUAUGCCUAUAUAUUUAGUACAAUGUGGGUAUUGUAUAUGCAACAAUUUGGGGAAAACGCUAAGAUAGCCUGCACUCUUCCCAAACCAUAAACCAUUUUCUAGAAGUAUUGCUUUGCCCAGAAGCUGGACUCACAGUUGUGAAACCUUCAGCAGCGUUUUCAUCAAGAAGAUAAAUAAAGAGCUAAUUAGCCACAGGGGUGGUGUAGGGAGCUCAGGCACACUUUCUACCUGACGUUACACAUUUUUUUCAUUCUUUAGCGAUUAGCAGCGAUUAUACUGCGCAACAAAAUGAACACUGGUUCCUUUGCAGGUUGUAAUUACAUGUUAAGGGAGUAGCCACGAGUUACAUCAAUAAACGUUACUAAAAUUAUGCAGCCGCCUUAUGUAUCUCGGAGAGCUGAUAGUCUCUGUGAUACAUACAGAAACUGCUGUUAUUCAUGUUAAUAAUUGCCAGCGGUUAUGAGAAUAGAGAAGAUAUUCCUAGAUCGAAAGGGGGCAGGAGUGUCUGACCUUUGAAUAUUAACCAUCUCAGCGCGUAAGCCAGAGCUUUGUUGGCUUCUCAAAAGCACAAGUAUCUUCUGUAUCACAUGUCUAUUGCUGUGUUUUUUUUUUUGUUAUUCCCAUAAGAAAAACUUCCAAUUCCCAUCAGAGAAUAAUGUACUGUAUUUUUCAUAUAAUCGUGUUGACUGGCGUUGCUUUGAGCAGGGCUAGUAUGUCAGCCUGACAAAACAACUGUGUCUGAUGUUUUAACUUAAUUUACAUGUUGACCAUGUAUUUGCUGAAAUGUUUUUUGGGGAUUUUCAUUAUGUUCUAAAAAGAAAAAAAAAGAAAAGGACAAAAAAAAAAAGGUCUCAGGCACUGACUUUAAAUUCAAACUUCUAUUGUGUAACAAAACUGUAAAAAGAUACUUAUGAGGCACUUGUAGUGACUUUUUUUUUUAAGCGCGCUUGAUUGCUGUUUCUAGGGGACAGAUGCAU